Harmonia axyridis is the source of this 2518-nucleotide messenger RNA. It is a transcript of the gene Ktl, whose product is annotated as BTB/POZ domain-containing protein KCTD12. Gene Ontology annotation, molecular function: protein binding. Gene Ontology annotation, biological process: protein homooligomerization. Lineage: Eukaryota; Metazoa; Arthropoda; Insecta; Coleoptera; Coccinellidae. The coding region runs from base 37 to 741 and encodes 234 amino acids. The record is from RefSeq and is a predicted model, not a curated record. The transcript is spliced from 3 exons.
AUCCCCGUUCAGUCACAGCCAAGCAGGCUUUCGAACAUGUUGUGCGAAGAGGGUGACUUUCCCUCCGUUAUCGAACUGAACGUCGGCGGCGUCUUUUACACCACCAGUCUGGCCACCCUCCGGAACGUGCCGGACUCCCAGCUGGCCGCCAUCUUCUCCGGGGGCCAGCCCCAGGUCAUCAGGGACACCAAGGGGAGGUUUUUCCUGGACAGGGACGGCGUGCUGUUCAGAUACGUGCUGGAUUACUUGAGAGACUUCGACGUGGUGCUCCCGGACUGUUUCAGGGAACGGGAGAGGCUGAAGAAGGAGGCAGAGAAAUACCGCCUACCAGGACUAGUAGAAGCCAUCCUCAGCGAGUCGCGUAGCAAACCACCUGGGGUUAUCACGGUUGGCUAUCGUGGAAGUUUCCAGUUCGGCAAAGAUGGUAUGACUGAUGCAAAGUUCCGGAAACUGAGCCGUAUCCUGGUCUCGGGAAGAGUCUCCCUUUGCAGAGAGGUGUUUGGGGAGAGCCUGAAUGAGAGCAGGGAUCCAGAUCAUGGAGUCUCAGAAAGAUACACAAGUAGAUUCUUCUUGAAGCACUUCUUCCUAGAACAGGCUUUCGACAUGCUCUACGACCAGGGCUUCAAGCUGGUGGGAAGCUGCGCCUCCGGAACUGCAGGAGUUGGGGACCUAAAACCUGGAACGGACGUCGAGGAGAACAGAUGGAACCACUACAACGAGUUCGUAUUCGUCAGAGAAUGAGGUUAUGUCACCGGUCGUUGAGAUGGCCGUUGAAUAUGGUGCCAGUUGGUAUUCAUCAAGAUAUACAAAGGGUUUGUUGAGACAGUAAAGAUAUAAAAUACAUUCAUUCGAGAUGAAUGGUAGACAGUCCGGUUUGUAGAAAAUUUUGACGUAAUGUAGAAAUAGUACAGCUUGGAACUUGAUCAGCAAACUUCCCUGAUGUAGGAUCGUUUUGGUGUAACAUGUAUUAGUUUUUCAUUGGUAUCUAUGAAUAUCUGUCUUUGGUCUCAGUUGUCAAAUCAUCUGGAGAGCUUUCAGGUUCUUUGGAAUGUGUUAAAUUAUUAGAAUACGUCUGAAGAAACUUCAUUCAACUGAAAUUUAAUGGUCAUAUCAAAACGAUCUUCAUCGCACGUGUUUUAUUAUUGGCUUUCAAUUUUCCAAUACUGAGGAUCAAAGAAAGCUCAUCUUUCUUCAGAAAUAUUGUUUCAAACGUGUAAAUCUUGAAGGAUACCACUGGCCAAACGCUUCUGACCCUUUCAACAAAAAAAAUCUUCUGAAAACGAAGGGUAAAGUCUUAUGUGUAAUAAUCGAUAGUGUGGUGUUCAACCCUCAAAUAUAUUCGAUCCGAGUUUUCGACAUAACCACGCAAAGAGGUUAUUAUCUGAACUGAAUCUACAGAGAUAACUUUCUUGAUUCAGAUUGGAAAUUAACUUCAAGCCGUUGGAUAUCUAAACUUUUAGAUAGUGACUCAAAUUUCGGAUCAAGGCUGCUCUAAGAUUCUCAUUACCUUGAAAUUAGCACGACACAUGUUUGGAUAUUCUUUUAAAUUCUACAUAUUACAUGAUAUCACGUUUCAAAAAUUACCUGCCUCUUUUUUCCUAAUGUUGAUGAAAAAAGUAAGCUAUACUUCCAUUGAAAUACUGCCGUCUUAUAUGUUUUAUGUCCUUUUUAUUGUGGUGUUACAUGUGUACCGUUCUCCCGAACAGAUCCAUGUAAUUUAUUUUACGAUAUCGACUUCUUGGGUUCAUGAUGGAGAAUCUGUUAACGUAUGGAAAUCCUUAGAUUCUUGGUAUUUAUAUUGAUCCUGAAUUCGUGGCUGCGAGGCUUCCAGCUAUUAAAUUUUGCCCCCAUACGUGACCCGAAAUCAAUACCAUCUAUUUCCCGCUCUCCGUCAUUCCUUUUUCCGAGCAUAAAAACCGAAUUUUCCAUUUCCAUUUCAAUUAUCCUCGGGUUUCUAGUAAAACCCAACUUUUAUUGGCUCCCAAGGUUAUUAUUCAAAAAUUGCCAAGGGAAAUUGCCGUUCUAAUAUACUUUCGAAACGAACGUGGAUAUUCUCAGUCCAUAAAUUGUAAUUCCUCAGUAUAAAUCUUCGAAUGUGUGGCUUAGAGCAGCCUAAACUCUUCGAUAGGUUAACCAGAUAAUAAGCUAUAGUUAUAGAUUGUGAAGAAUAUUUUUAAUAGAGAUUCCCAAGAGAGCAGAUUCUCGAUAACGAUCUUCAGCGAAAAAACUGAUAGAAAUUCUGUAUAUAGUGAGACUUCUUAUGCUAUGAAUAAUACGCAGAUAUUAUGUAUAAAUGAAGAAUCAAAAAUAAUGUAACAAACCUACAUGUCUUUAUAUAUUAAAUUCUUUUAUUGAAUUUCUGAUAUAUAUAUAUUCUCGUUGAAUUAUUGUCAACUAUGUUGAAACUCACCAAUUUUAUGAACAUGUGUUGAAUUUAUUACGCUUUUAUUGACAUCUAUCCAUAUUAAUAUAUUAUAGAUAAAUAUCCAUAUUAUUAAUAAAUUAUCAUUUUUUUCGA